CUAUAAAUAGCGGCGCGGCGGAGCCGCUGGAUUGGCGAGCGCUGUGGUGUGGUGCGCGCGAGCGGCUGUGUGCUGGUGCUGGGCCAUGGCGCGCACGAAGCAGACGGCGCGGAAGUCGACGGGCGGCAAGGCGCCCCGCAAGCAGCUGGCCACCAAGGCUGCCCGCAAGAGCGCGCCGGCCACGGGCGGCGUCAAGAAGCCGCACCGCUACCGGCCCGGCACGGUGGCGCUGCGCGAGAUCCGGCGCUACCAGAAGUCCACGGAGCUGCUGAUCCGCAAGCUGCCCUUCCAGCGCCUGGUGCGCGAGAUCGCGCAGGACUUCAAGACCGACCUGCGCUUCCAGAGCUCGGCCGUCAUGGCGCUGCAGGAGGCCAGCGAGGCCUACCUGGUGGGGCUCUUCGAGGACACCAACCUGUGUGCCAUCCACGCCAAACGCGUCACCAUCAUGCCCAAGGACAUCCAGCUGGCCCGCCGCAUCCGCGGCGAGCGCGCCUGAGUUCCGAACUGCUGCAGCCCUUGCUGGCCGGCCAUUCAGGCAACCCACGCAGACCCAAAGGCUCUUUUAAGAGCCACUACAUGCACAAAUAAAAGAGCUGUUGCACUGGUUUAAGCGCUGUUUUAUGGGGCAUGGGG
Messenger RNA from Vidua chalybeata, 633 nucleotides. Its product is annotated as histone H3. Lineage: Eukaryota; Metazoa; Chordata; Aves; Passeriformes; Viduidae. Gene Ontology annotation, molecular function: structural constituent of chromatin; protein heterodimerization activity; DNA binding. The record is from RefSeq and is a predicted model, not a curated record. Gene Ontology annotation, cellular component: nucleosome. The coding region runs from base 86 to 496 and encodes 136 amino acids. The transcript has a single exon.